UACCACCCCGCAUCGUGGGACACGCGCACACCACACUGCAGGAACUGUUAGCACCGAUCAAAAGAAGGUGGCUCAGCUGUGUGCAGCCUAGACAAUGUCCGAAGAUUCUGACUCUAUAACAGAGGAAGAAAGAAGUUUGUUCCGUCCGUUCACGCGGGAGUCCUUGGCAGCGAUCGAGUCUCGAAUCGCCGAGGAAGAGGCCAGGCAGCGGGAGCUUCAGCAGAGAAGAGCCGAAGGCGAGGUACGGUAUGACGACGAGGACGAGGACGAAGGUCCUCAGCCGGAUCCGAUGUUCGAGCAAGGAGGGCCGCUCCCGGUCCGAAUGCACAACGACUUUCCACCCGAGUUGGCCUCCACACCUCUCGAGGAUAUCGAUACCUUCUACCACAAUCAAAGGACCUUCGUCGUCAUUAGCAAAGGAAAGGACAUAUUCAGGUUUUCAGCGACGGACGCGAUGUGGAUGCUCGAUCCGUUCAACCCAAUACGACGUGUGGCUAUUUACAUAUUGGUUCACCCGCUCUUUUCCCUCUUCAUCAUCACCACGAUAUUGGUUAACUGUAUACUUAUGAUCAUGCCCACUACGCCCACCAUCGAGUCCACCGAAGUGAUAUUUACGGGCAUCUACACAUUUGAGUCCGCCGUUAAGGUGAUGGCGAGGGGUUUCAUUCUGCAGCCUUUUACCUAUCUUAGAGAUGCAUGGAAUUGGCUCGACUUCGUAGUUAUAGCUUUAGCUUAUGUGACGAUGGGCAUAGAUCUAGGCAACCUUGCCGCUCUCAGGACAUUUCGAGUCCUCCGAGCCUUGAAGACUGUCGCUAUUGUACCAGGUCUGAAAACCAUUGUCGGCGCUGUGAUAGAAUCCGUGAAGAACCUGCGCGAUGUGAUAAUCCUGACGAUGUUCUCCCUCUCCGUUUUUGCGCUUAUGGGCCUUCAGAUUUACAUGGGGGUCCUCACGCAAAAGUGUAUAAAAAACUUUCCCGAGGACGGCUCCUGGGGUAAUCUCACCAACGAGAAUUGGGAUCGAUUCAAUAGUAACAGCACUAAUUGGUACGUGGACGAGGCCAAAAAUAUGCCCUUGUGCGGAAAUUCAUCGGGGGCGGGGCAGUGCCUUCCCGGCUACACGUGUUUACAAGGAUACGGCGGUAAUCCGAAUUACGGUUACACGAGCUUCGACACUUUCGGCUGGGCAUUGCUCUCCGCUUUCCGUCUCAUGACUCAGGAUUAUUGGGAGAAUCUGUACCAACUCGUGUUAAGAUCGGCCGGACCGUGGCACAUGCUCUUCUUCAUCGUAAUCAUCUUCCUCGGGUCUUUCUAUCUCGUCAACUUGAUCCUCGCUAUUGUCGCGAUGUCGUACGACGAGUUGCAAAAGAAGGCCGAAGAGGAAGAAGCCGCCGAGGAGGAAGCUAUGAGAGAAGCCGAGGAGGCUGCGAUAGCAAAAGAGAAUAAGCUUGCAGCUCAUGCUGCGGCACGAGAAGCUGCGGCGACUGCUGCUGCAGCUGCAGUUGCUGCGGAUCAAAUUGUCAAGUCACCGUCAGACUUUUCGUGUCACAGUUACGAGCUGUUCGUUGGCCAGGAGAAGGGAAACGACGACAACAACAAGGAAAAGAUGAGCAUACGUUCGAUCGAGUCCGUGAACGAUCAGAGGCACAUCAAGCAGAUCAAUAACAACCACAGCGCUGCCAAUAAAGUGCGAAAAGUCAGCGCCGUCCCUCGCGCCGCUAAUGGCCAGUUUACUUAUGCCUACCAGGAAAGUCUGCGGAAGGCGAGCCUGAGCCUACCCGGCUCACCGUUCAAUCUGCGGCGCAGCAGCCGUGGCAGCCACCAGUUUACAAUACGCAACGGUCGCGGCCGAUGCUUCGUCCCGCCCGGCGGCGACCGGAAGCCUCUCGUGCUGUCAACGUACCUGGACGCCCAGGAGCAUCUACCCUACGCCGACGACUCGAACGCGGUCACGCCUAUGUCCGAGGAGAACGGGACGAUCGUGGUGCCGAUGUACUACGCGAAUCUCGGCUCGCGUCACUCGUCGUACACGUCCCACGCAUCGCGGCUCUCCUACACGUCCCACGGCGACCUGGCGUUCCCCGGGAUCCGCGGCAUCGACAGCAUCGGCAAGCAGCUCACCAAGCAGGAGCAGAUCCUCAGGAAUCGCACCAACAAGCAGACGACGCCUGCCAACGGCCACGUCACGGACAGCAAUCAGAAGUCCUAUCACUUCGAAACCGAUCUGGAAGAUCCCAUGGGCAAGACCAAGCAACAAGACAAUCCGUUUAUCGAGCCGUCUCAGCAGCACACCGUGGUCGACAUGAAGGACGUGAUGGUGUUGAACGACAUCAUCGAGCAGGCCGCGGGCCGCCAGAGUCAAACGCCGGAACAAGGAGUUUCGACCUAUUACUUUCCGACAGACGACGAUGAAGAAGGGCCUACGUUCAAGGACAAGUUAUUGGCCGGAAUGUUCCGUUGUAUCGACAUCUUUUGCGUCUGGGACUGCUGCUGGCUCUGGCUCGAGUUUCAAAAAUACGUGUCCUUGUUGGUCUUUGAUCCAUUUGUAGAGCUCUUCAUCACGCUCUGCAUCGUCGUUAAUACGCUCUUCAUGGCGUUGGACCAUCACGAUAUGGACAAAGAUAUGGAAAGAGUUCUCAAAUCUGGCAAUUACUUCUUCACUGCAACAUUCGGUAUCGAAGCGUUUCUGAAGCUAGUAGCGAUGAGUCCGAAAUAUUACUUUCAAGAAGGCUGGAAUAUUUUUGACUUUAUCAUCGUCGCUCUUUCGCUUCUGGAAUUGGGUUUAGAAGGUGUGCAAGGACUGUCGGUAUUACGAUCAUUCAGAUUGCUAAGAGUGUUUAAACUGGCUAAAUCGUGGCCUACGUUGAAUCUGCUGAUCUCCAUCAUGGGCAGAACGGUGGGCGCGCUGGGUAAUUUGACGUUCGUGUUGUGCAUCAUUAUCUUCAUCUUCGCCGUGAUGGGUAUGCAGCUUUUCGGCAAGAAUUACGUCGACAACGUCGACCGCUUCCCGGACGGCGACUUGCCCAGAUGGAACUUCACCGAUUUCAUGCACUCUUUUAUGAUCGUUUUCCGGGUGUUGUGCGGAGAGUGGAUCGAAUCCAUGUGGGAUUGCAUGCUGGUCGGUGAUGUCUCUUGCAUACCAUUCUUCUUAGCCACCGUCGUCAUCGGUAACUUGGUCGUCCUGAACCUCUUCUUAGCUCUGUUGCUCAGCAACUUCGGCUCGUCAAAUCUGUCAGCCCCGACUGCGGACAACGACACGAACAAGAUCGCGGAGGCGAUCGAUCGCAUAGCACGUUUCAUUAAGUGGAUCAAGCGAAAUAUUCUUGGUUUUGCUAAAAUGUUGCGAGCCAAAUUCACCAAUCAGAUAUCCGAUCAGGCGCCAGGUGAGGGACCGUCCAACAGUUGGAAAGAAGAUGGGAUUGAUCGCGAUGGGGACCUAGAUCUUGCAGAUGGCGAGUUGGACGCAUACAGAGACAAGAAGAGCGCCAAAGAGCUUAACCAGCUUGAAGUUGCCAUUGGCGACGGGAUGGAGUUUACCAUUCAUGGAGAUUUGAAGAACAAGCUGAAGAGGGGCAAGCUGUGCAUGAACAAUACGAAGGUUAUCGGGAAUUCAAUAAAUCACCACGAUUAUAGGCUCGACAACGAUUACAUUAAUCAAAACGAGGAUGAUACCAUCAGUAAUAAAUCAUAUGGCAGUCACAAAAACCGGGCAUUUAAGGACGAAAGUCACAAAGGCAGUAUGGACUCGUUAAACGGCGAGGAAAAGAAAGACGCGAGCAAAGAAGAUCUGGAGCAGGAAGAAGAUUUAGAAGACGAGGGCGAAGAAGGGGACGAGCUGGACGUCGAGAUUAUACACGCGGAUGAAGAUCCUAUUCAAGCGAAUUAUCCUUCCGACUGCUGCCCAGAAAACUGCUACAAGAAAUUUCCAUUCCUAGCCGGUGAUGACGACGCUCCGUUUUGGCAGGGUUGGGCAAACCUGCGAUUAAAGACCUUCCGGUUGAUCGAGAACAAGUAUUUCGAGACUGCCGUCAUCACCAUGAUCCUUCUGAGUAGCUUGGCCUUGGCUUUGGAGGACGUUCAUCUUCAACAACGACCUGUCUUACAGGACAUAUUAUAUUACAUGGACCGAAUAUUCACUGUGAUCUUCUUUCUCGAGAUGUUGAUCAAGUGGCUGGCUCUAGGAUUUAGGAAAUACUUCACGAACGCCUGGUGCUGGCUCGACUUCAUCAUCGUCAUGCUAUCACUGAUCAACUUGGGCGCAAUCUGGGCCGGCGCAGCCGACAUCCCGGCCUUCCGUUCCAUGAGAACACUGAGGGCCUUGAGACCUUUACGAGCAGUCUCACGGUGGGAGGGCAUGAGAGUAGUCGUUAAUGCCUUGGUCCAAGCCAUUCCAUCUAUCUUCAACGUGUUGCUGGUAUGCCUUAUUUUCUGGCUUAUAUUCGCUAUCAUGGGAGUACAACUAUUUGCUGGCAAAUAUUACAAGUGUGUCGACGCGAACAAGACGACACUCAGCUACGAGAUAAUACCGGAUCGAAACGCCUGCUUCGCUGAGAAUUACACGUGGGAGAACUCGCCAAUGAAUUUCGAUCAUGUCGGGAAAGCAUAUCUGUGCCUAUUCCAAGUGGCGACUUUCAAAGGUUGGAUCCAAAUCAUGAAUGACGCGAUCGACUCCAGGGAGGUCGGCAAACAGCCGAUUCGUGAAACGAACAUUUACAUGUAUCUCUACUUCGUGUUUUUCAUUAUAUUUGGAUCGUUUUUUACCCUCAACCUGUUCAUUGGAGUUAUCAUCGACAACUUUAACGAGCAAAAGAAAAAGGCUGGCGGCUCCCUCGAGAUGUUCAUGACGGAAGAUCAGAAGAAAUAUUACAAUGCCAUGAAAAAAAUGGGCAAUAAGAAGCCUCUGAAAGCCAUUCCUCGACCGAGAUGGCGACCGCAGGCGAUAGUGUUUGAAAUAGUGACGGACAAAAAGUUCGAUAUGAUAAUCAUGCUGUUCAUCGGGCUGAACAUGCUCACGAUGACGUUGGACCAUUAUCAACAAAGCGAGACGUUCAGCACAGUUCUGGACUAUCUCAACAUGAUAUUCAUUGUGAUAUUCUCCAGCGAGUGUCUCAUGAAGAUCUUCGCUCUGCGCUACCACUACUUCAAGGAGCCAUGGAACCUCUUUGAUUUUGUUGUUGUUAUAUUGUCAAUAUUAGGUCUGGUGCUCAGCGACAUUAUUGAAAAAUAUUUCGUAUCGCCGACUUUGCUUCGCGUAGUGAGAGUGGCGAAGGUCGGUCGUGUGCUUCGACUCGUGAAAGGUGCCAAGGGUAUUCGAACUCUUCUCUUCGCCCUGGCGAUGUCGUUGCCGGCCCUCUUUAAUAUUUGCCUACUGCUGUUUUUGGUGAUGUUUAUCUUCGCGAUAUUCGGAAUGUCUUUCUUCAUGCACGUCAAAGACAAGAGCGGACUCGACGACGUGUAUAAUUUCAAGACGUUUGGACAGUCCAUGAUACUGCUAUUUCAGAUGUCAACAUCGGCCGGCUGGGACGGUGUUCUCGACGGUAUAAUAAACGAGGAGGACUGCCAGGAGCCGAACAACGAGAUCGGCUACCCGGGCAACUGCGGCUCGUCGACGAUCGGGAUCGCAUACCUGCUCUCGUAUCUCGUCAUCAGCUUCCUGAUCGUUAUCAACAUGUACAUCGCCGUGAUUCUCGAGAAUUACUCGCAGGCCACCGAAGACGUGCAGGAGGGCCUGACGGACGACGACUACGACAUGUACUAUGAGAUUUGGCAGCAGUUCGAUCCGGACGGCACGCAGUACAUCAGAUACGACCAGCUGUCGGACUUUCUCGAUGUGUUGGAGCCCCCCUUGCAAAUACACAAGCCCAAUAAAUACAAGAUCGUGUCGAUGGAUAUCCCCAUAUGUAAGGGUGACCUUAUGUUUUGCGUGGAUAUCCUCGACGCCCUCACCAAGGACUUUUUCGCACGGAAGGGCAAUCCAAUCGAAGAGACGGGCGAUCUAGGCGAGGUCCAGGCGAGACCCGACGAGAUCGGUUACGAGCCGGUCUCGUCCACCUUAUGGCGGCAGCGCGAGGAAUAUUGCGCCCGCUUAAUACAGAACGCCUGGCGAAAGCACAAGCAGCAGCGGCUCGGCGGCCCGAGCGAAGAGAGCGAUGAUCCGGACACGGAUCUAUGCGUACGGCAGACCAAGGUGCUGGUCGAGAGCGACGGUUACGUCACGAAGAACGGCCAUCGGGUUGUCAUACACAGCCGAUCGCCGAGCGUCACCUCAAGAACCGCGGACGUCUGAUCGCCAAAGUCGUCGUCGCCGCCGUCGCAGCUGCCGCAGCAGCCACCGCCGCCGUCCGUGCGCCGAAAAUCGCUCUAUCGCAGCAGCCGCAGUCGCAGCAGCAGCAGCAGCAGCAGCAGCAGCAGCAGCAGCAUCGUCGACGACGAUAAUCACGCGUCAUCAGCCGCUCGCACUGCUCGUGCGAAGUAGUGGCCGGGCGGGCACCUCGCGUGCGCUCUCCAUCGACAGCCUUAUAGUUGUAUAAAAUAACAAUUCCUCCAACGAGUUGCCUUUAAUCGACUUUAAACGAGCCACGACCGUUGGGAGAGAGAGAGAGAGAGAGAAAGAGAAAGAUAGAGAGAGACACGUCGCUUAGUUAGACGAGCGUCCGUAUAUGAAAAAGUACUACGAAAGAGAAGACUGCGACUGCGAGUAUCCAAGAUCCACCGAUUCGAAAGUAUUGCUGCUCUCGCUUGAUCGCCGAUCGCCGAUCCUUAAUACACGCAAUUUAUUGUCGUGGAUCGGCUUAAUUGACUUGGCCGUGGUGUCCGGAUUGCGUGUACGCGACGCAAGGUACCUCUUGCACUCGAGAAGAGAAAGGAAGAGAGAAGAGAGCUACGUACGCGAAGAGAACAAGAAGACACGAGGAGAAAUACGAGGACGGCAGGCCGAAGCGUCGCAACGUCCACUCCGAGUUCGACUUCCCCAAUAAUUGAAUACUCGUGGGACGCGACAUCGCGACGCGGAGAGAAAAAGAGAGAGGGACCAUCUCGCUUUUUCUCGUUUAGCCUCCCCUCUGUUUUUCGCCGUUUCGAUCCGAGAAAAAGGAGUCAUCCGCGCGCGGAUGAUGAAGAGAGAUCGCGCGUUAUAUAUAUAUAUGUAAAUUAAUUCGCGCGCGAGACGACGGCCGCGCAUCGAGGCGGCGCGCGACCUCCCAUGUGCGAAUGUCGGGCUUCUGCCAGAGUUGUCAACAUGGCCCAGAAGUGGCACAAUAUUGGCUGCCAAGACUUGAUAGGUGGUACUGCCCUAGUACGGAUAAACCACCAGAUCAAUACUGUACCAGUCUCGGUAAUUGGUACUGUACCAAUACUCCCAUGCAAUCAUAUUCUGUUCCGAGCCGAGUCUCGUCUCAGUACUGGGCAUGUAUUGAGUCGACUCGUGUCGGAUUACUGGGAAACAAGCAACUUUGUCUGCAGCACGAGUACCGGUUCAAGUAUACUGGAAGAAAAUUGGGCCAAUGUUACUGACACAAAAUAUUUUCUAUACCGCGAGCCAAAUAUCGUAUCGGUACUGGGCGUGCACUGGGGGCGAGACGUGAAAUAGUACUGAGAUGAUAAAAGUUAUGUUGGAUAAAAUCGUAUAUAUUGGAUCAGCACUGGGGCCGUACGUUGGUGUAUGACAACAAAUAUUUUUAUUUUGAAACAUUAAUUUAUAAUGAUUUUAAACAUAUCGGUUAUUCUAAUGUUAGAUUUGGCCCAAUACUGAUAAUGAAUGUUGUCCCAGUACUAAUACUUUGUGUCGAACCAAAGUUGGCAUCAAGAGUUGGCCCAACAUUGGCAAUCAGCGUUGUCUCUGUACUAAUACUCCGUGUCGGGCCAAAGUUGGCGCCGAGACUGGGACCCGUGUUAUCAUUCCGACAUUGUCCCAGUAAUAACCCCGAUCUCAACUUAUACUGGCCCAGAACGUCAGCCAGUACUGGCGACUCUGGCACCAGUAUUGAGCCAGUACUGAGCCUUUUUGAGAUUCGCACAUGGGUUCUUGUCUACACCAUCUUGUACACAUUUAGCUCAAUCUCGCGAAUCUCUAUAUCCGCCGUUUGGAUUUUUUACACCGUUUUACAGCAGUUAUAACCCGCCUAUUCGCCCCCCAGCGCGACGCCGCGACGCCUCAGGCGCCGCCGUCGAGCCCUCCGUUGCGGUGACACUCGCUUAUUAAGGAACGAUAUAUAUAUAUAUAUAUAUAUAUAUAUAUAUAUAUAUAUAUAUAUAUAUAUAUAUAUAUAUUGUAUAAUCGCGAUUGCGCUAGAGAAACGAAGAGAAAGUGGACGCGGAAGAACGAUAUGACGACGACGACGACGAUGAUAUGUUGAUAAUGAUAAUGAUGAUGUUAAUGAUGACGAUAAUGAUGAUGAUGAUGUCGAUGAUGUCGAUGAUAUACCGACGUAGAUCGACGCGAUCACUUUUCGAUUAACGACGAUUAGAGGACGAAGGCGAAAGAAAAUUUCGCGGACGGAAGAGGACUCAUUCGUGAAAUGAAAUGUGCGCGUAUAGUAGUGUGUUAUACAUUCGCUCGGCUUGCAUCUCUUGCGAAAAAAAAAAAAAAAAAAAAACGAUGCGCGAACGCUUGAUCGCGCCGCUUGGUUCCACAACCCCCCCUCUCCCGCCCCUUUUUCUCUCGGACCUUAUAUAAUUGUGCGACCUCGUCCGUCGGUCCUGGUAUAUAUAUAUGUAUAUAUAUAUAUAUAUACGCACAUCGUCGCGAAUCAAUGAAUUCUUUCGCGGAAAUGCAAAUGUCAAACACUCGCGCGCGUCUCCCGCGAUGUGCUUCACUCAUCUGUGGGUCUCAGAGAGAUUUAUUAAUUCUCCCUCUCCUCCCCUCCCCCUUCCGCGACGGUGUGUCCGCGUCUCUUUUUGGCCGCGUUUUUUCCCCGAUCCGGGUUUACACCCUCCGCGUAUGUGCGAAAACUUUUUGCAUCCCGACCGAGGGGGAAUGAAUCCGCUGAAAUCGUCGUUCCUUUUAUCCUCUUUUUUCGGAUUUCCCUCUCACGGAUUUAUACAUAUACAUAUAUAAAAAUAUAUACCUAUUUCUCUCUA
Molecule: messenger RNA, 9075 nt
Organism: Nylanderia fulva
Lineage: Eukaryota; Metazoa; Arthropoda; Insecta; Hymenoptera; Formicidae
Source: RefSeq, a predicted model, not a curated record